Messenger RNA from Oldenlandia corymbosa var. corymbosa, 1704 nucleotides. The record is from the annotation of a GenBank genome assembly. Lineage: Eukaryota; Viridiplantae; Streptophyta; Magnoliopsida; Gentianales; Rubiaceae.
AUGUCACUCUCGGAUGAAAUGGGAAUUUUCGAUGAUUUGGAUCCCCUUUCGAUCGGUUUUGUAGAAGAAGACUUGAAUCAGGAGGCCGGAAAUGAAAGGUUGGUCGAGCAGAAUGAGAACGCUGAUGAGGAGGAAAUAGAUAUCAGUGAGCUGGAGGAGAGGAUAUGGAAAGACAAGAUCUUGCUGAAAAAGCUCAAAGGAAAGCAGAAAUCUGGGGAUGCUGAUGAGGAAGAAUCUUCACAGCGGCAUCAAGAAGAAAAGGCGCGGAGAAAGCAGAUGUCGCACAUGCAUGACUCUAUGCUGAAGUCUAUGCUGAAGAUGAUGGAACUCUGCAACGCUCAAGGUUUUGUUUAUGGGAUCAUCUCAGAAAACGGAAAACCUGUCACCGGCGCUUCUGACAGUCUUCGCGCUUGGUGGAAGGAGACUGUGAGGUUUGAUCAAAACGCGCCUUUAGCAGUCGCCAAGUAUCAUCAGGCAGCAGAGGUUUCGGUUGGAAAGGAGGUGGAAAAUGGAGGAGCCAUUUCAUCAACUCCGCGCAGUUUGCAUUUGCUUCCGGAUUCUAUUCUAGGGUCACUUCUGUCGGCUCUCAUUCAGCACUGCGAUCCACCUCAACGACGGUUUCCUAUAGAGAAAGGCAUACCUCCACCGUGGUGGCCCAAUGGAACCGAAGAAUGGUGGCCAGAGUUAGGCCUGCCAAUGGAUCAAGGGACUUCUUCUCCUCCUCUUCCAUACAAAAAGCCUCAUGAUUUAAAGAAAGCAUGGAAAGUCGGUGUCCUGACCGCGGUCAUCAAGCACAUGUCUUCCGACAUCUCUAGGGUUCAUAGGCUCGUUCAACAGUCGAAAUGCCUACAGGAUAAGAUGACAGCCAAGGACAGCGCUACUUGGCUAGCGGCCCUUAAUCACGAGAAGGUUUUGGCGGCGCAAAAGCUUUCGCAGACAGCCUUAAAUGCCGACAACACCAGGAAUAAUGAACCUUCUUUUCCUGCACCUGAUUCCAGUGAGACUAACAAUAAUGGUGGAGAUUUCAACAGUCUAUUCUCAACGGCUGAAGACAGCGAGAUGGUUCCAUUAGACGGGAUUAAUAUUGGAAAUAAGCGGAAUAAUUCUUCAUCUGUAGUGGGAGACAUGGAAAUGAGAAAGUAUACCUGUCCGAAUCAACAUUGCCCUCACAGUUCCUAUGAUCAGGGGUUUGAAAACUGGACACUCAAAAUGAAUCAUCAGCUCUAUUGCAUUUAUGGAUCCGAUGCUAUUUCUCGAAGUCGUGGGAUAUCAUACAAUUAUCCGAUGAGUAAUAACCCUAACAUGGCCGCUACUCAGCCUACAACAUCAGCUUCUCAGGAUCCAUCGGGCUGGAGAACUCCUGAACUUGGGAUUUUACCCGAAGACGGCCAAAGGCAAAUAUCUCAGCUUAUGUCGACCUAUGACAACAGCUUUCAGACAACAAAUGCUGGUUUUAACUCUGGGAAUGUGACUUGUAUUGAGAAUCAAAACCUUCAACAGCCAAUAAUUUCUCAGGUAAAUCCGAAUGGAAAUGUGCGGGAUUCGGUGGGAAUUACGCUGCAAGAUGGAGCACAAGUAUCGCAAGAAACUACCAAUCCUCAGGGCCUGAUCCGCAACAAUGCUUUGCUCCCUUCGACUGGAUUUCUAGAUGAGGCUUCAACAUCAUCAGCAUACGAUUACUCCAUGGAUUCAUUCCCUUGGUAA